Messenger RNA from Aspergillus sclerotioniger CBS 115572, 1600 nucleotides. Its product is annotated as LLM class flavin-dependent oxidoreductase. NCBI's taxonomy places the organism in Eukaryota, Fungi, Ascomycota, Eurotiomycetes, Eurotiales, Aspergillaceae. The record is from RefSeq and is a predicted model, not a curated record. The transcript has a single exon. Gene Ontology annotation, molecular function: monooxygenase activity; oxidoreductase activity, acting on paired donors, with incorporation or reduction of molecular oxygen. Bases 66 to 1520 code for a protein of 484 amino acids.
ACUGAAUCAAUUCACUCUUCUAUUACAUUUACCCUAACAACCACACCUACACAGCCACCACCAAAAUGACCACCUCCACACCCACUCCCCAAAAGAAAAAACUAAUCCUCAACGCCUUCGCCAUGCAAUCCCCCAGCCACCUCAACCCGGGCCUCCACCGCCACCCCCGCGACCAAGGCCGCCACUACACCUCCCUCACGCACUGGACCAAACUCGCCCAAAAACUCGAAUCCGCCAAAUUCCACGCCAUCUUCUUCGCCGACGUGCUCGGCGGGUACGACGUCUACAAAGGUCCCUCAAAUCUAACCCCCACUAUCCCCGCAGGGGCCCAAUUCCCCAUCAACGAUCCACUAUACAGUAUCCCUGCUUUGGCUGCCGCUACUGAGACGAUAUCCUUUGGUGUGACUGCGUCCACGACCUACGAUGCACCAUACGCCAUGGCGAGACGGUUCUCCACGGUCGAUCAUUUGAGUAAUGGUCGGGUGGGGUGGAAUAUUGUGACUUCGUAUUUGGAGUCCGCGGCGAGGAAUUUCGGGCUGAAUACCCAGGUUGAGCAUGAUGAGAGGUAUCGCAUUGCUGAUGAGUAUUUGGAUGUGGUUUAUAAGCUUUGGGAGGGGUCGUGGAGGGAUGGAGCUGUCACUGAGGAAGGGGAGAGGGAUGGGGUAAAAGGGUAUGCGGAUCCGAAGGGGGUCAGGGAGAUUGGGCAUAAAGGGAAGUAUUUCUCUGUUCCUGGGCCGCAUCUGUGUGAGCCGAGUGUGCAACGCACCCCGUUUUUGUUGCAGGCGGGGACGUCCACUGCCGGGAAGGCGUUCGCGGCGAAGCAUGCCGAGGCGAUAUUUCUGAAUGGGCAGACGCCGGAGUUGGUGCGGCCGUCGGUGGAUAGUGUUCGGGAGCAGGCGAGGGGGUUAGGGCGGGAUGCGGCGGAGAUUAAGAUUGUGGCGGGGGUGUUGGUGAUUGUUGGGGCGACGGAUGAGGAUGCGAAGAGGAAGUUCGAGGAGUAUACGAGGUUUGGGGAUCAGGAGGGGGCGUUGGCGUUGUUUGGGGGGUGGUCGGGGUAUGAUUUGAGUAAGUAUGAUGAGGAGCAGGAUUUUCGGUUUGUGGAACAGCCGGCUGUGAGGAGUAUGGUGAAUCAUUGGGCGAGUACGGUGCCGGGGAUGGAGGGGAAGAAGUGGAAUAAGAGGACGAUUGCGGAGUAUUUGAUUCUAGGGGGGAAUGGGGCCAAGAUUAUUGGGGGCCCGGAGACGGUGGCGGAUGAGUUGGAGAGGUGGGUGCAGGUGGCGGAUGUGGAUGGGUUUAAUCUGAGUUAUGCGAGUGUGCCGGAGACGUUUGAUGAUAUUAUUCAGUUUUUGGUGCCCGAGUUGCAGAGGAGAGGGAUUUUUCAUACCGAGUAUGAGGUCCCUGGGGGGACGAUGAGGGAGAAUAUCACCGGGGUGAAGGGGAAGACGAGGUUGGAUGAGUCGCAUCCGGGGGCGAGGUAUGUCUGGAGAGAGGGGGAGGAGGUGCCUGGGUAUGCGAAGUGAUUGGAAAGGAAUUGAUGCUGUCGGUGUUUAGGGUAGGUAGAGAAUUCAUGUUUUAUAGUGAUGAUUGUCUUGUCCGCAUG